Molecule: messenger RNA, 2027 nt
Organism: Bactrocera dorsalis (oriental fruit fly)
Lineage: Eukaryota; Metazoa; Arthropoda; Insecta; Diptera; Tephritidae
Gene: betaggt-I
Product: geranylgeranyl transferase type-1 subunit beta
Exons: 5
Coding region: 461-1648 (395 amino acids)
Biological process (GO): protein geranylgeranylation
Cellular component (GO): CAAX-protein geranylgeranyltransferase complex
Molecular function (GO): CAAX-protein geranylgeranyltransferase activity
Source: RefSeq, a predicted model, not a curated record
UCAGCUGUUCUUCACUGCAUAGCACAAUUCGCUCCAUUCUAUCCAGUAAAACGAAUUGAUAAUUUUAUAUGUGCAUUUUUUACCGACUAGUCAACAAGAAAUUUAUAAACAAAUAUAAAACGACACAGAAUAGCUAUAAAAAGCAUAUAAACCAAAAAGUUAAUUUAUUUUCUUAUUCAUUAGCAGCCGAACUGCAAGUAAAGUGGAAUUUGCGAAAGAAAACAAACUACAAACGUUCGUUGGUUGUAGAAGAUUACUACUCAUUGCUCGUCGACAAGCGAUUAUCAAUAAAUGAAUAAUAAAUUCACGGUUAUGCUGACUUGAUAUUAGUCAUAAACACAUAAAUAACGUACAUAAGAGCACGACUUUCAGUGGAAAUAUUUACUGCAAAGCAAGCAGUAAACCAGUAUUUAAUUGCAACACGUUCCAAUAACUAUUUAGCGAUAAUAAGUGAAAGAAAAUGUCCCACGAUGCAUUGAAUAUAGAGGGAGUUAAGCAGGAACCGGCUUUGUUAAAAAAACAUGCAAAAUUUUUCGUUAGAUUUUUGAAUUUAUUGCCAGCCCGUCUAGCUUCACACGACUCCACCAGAGGCACCAUUGCAUUCUUCGCAGUAUGCGGAUUGGAUGUACUUAAUUCGCUACCACUACUUACAAAAGAAAUGCAAAAGGAUGUCAUUGAAUGGAUUUACGGUGGCCUUGUGACUUCAAAUCCGGAAAAACAGCCAAACUGCAGCGGCUUUCAGGGUUCACGUUGCGUGAAUAUCAUUUCCGAUGACGAGCAAUUACAGGCCAAUGCCAAAAACUAUCAGUGGGGACACCUUGCGAUGACAUAUACCGGUAUUGGCAUAUUAGCUACGCUUGGUGAUGAUUUGAGUCGCAUAGACCGAAAAAGCAUUGUCGAUGGUGUCGCCGCGGUACAGCGUCCAGAUGGUAGUUUCAGCGCUUGCGUCGACGGCAGUGAAAACGAUAUGCGCUUCGUUUUUUGUGCCGCUGCCAUAUGUCAUAUGCUCGACUAUUGGGGCAAUGUGGAUAAGGAGAAAAUGUUUGAGUUCAUAACCAGCUGUAUACGUUAUGAUAACGGCUUCAGUCAGUAUUUAGAGGGUGAAGCGCACGGUGGUACAACAUUUUGUGCUUUGGCUGCGCUUGAGCUGAGUGGCCAAUUACAUCGAUUGGAUGUAGCAACGAUAGAAAACAUAAAACGUUGGUUGAUUUUCAGACAGGUGAAUGGUUUCCAAGGUCGUCCAAAUAAAGCAGUAGACACAUGCUAUUCAUUUUGGAUAGGUGCAGCGCUACGCAUAUUGGGUGCCUUUGAGUUAAUAGAUUACGAAGAGAAUCGUGCUUACAUUAUGGAGACACAAGACAGCAUUGUCGGUGGUUUUUCAAAAUGGCCACAAUCCACAACAGAUCCUUUUCAUACUUAUUUCGGUCUGUGUGGGCUUUCGUUCAUGAAUGAGCCUGGUCUAUCAGCAGUUAUGCCCAGUUUGAAUAUAUCAAUGCGCGCUUACAAUCGUCUGAAACAAUUACAUGCACAGUGGCAAGUGGAAAGUACAGAUGAUCGAUUUGUUAGCAACAACAAGUCGGCGUCGUCAAAACUUAACAGUGAUGAAAAUUCAACGUCCGUUACCUCGCCGCUUAUAGAAGCACAAUAAGGAGCAUUUCUUUUACAAAAAACUAUACAUUAAGCGGGAAUGAUUUUUAUACAAAGUGAGCAAUGAUUGGACAACUAUAUGACUAUUCGUGCUGAAAUAUUUUGCAAUUAAUUUUUAACAAAAAAAUUUAUAUAUUUUGCAUAUAUUUUAUAAUAUGCAUAUGCCUUUCUAUUGUCACUGCUUGUUUCUUUUUUUUUUACAUUGCAAUAAUUUUGACUAUCAAUAUUAAAGUGUACAUAAUUUUUUAAGUCAAAUAGUCCAAUCAUAUCGUGAGUGUAUCGAGAAACUAUUGUGAAUUAAAACAUAAGCACAACUAUUUUUUUAAUAGUAUUUAAUUAUAUUGAUCGGUAUUGUAAAUAAACUAAUACAAUUAAAGCUA